This is a messenger RNA of Linum trigynum, 399 nucleotides long. The record is from the annotation of a GenBank genome assembly. NCBI's taxonomy places the organism in Eukaryota, Viridiplantae, Streptophyta, Magnoliopsida, Malpighiales, Linaceae.
AUGCCACUUGGGGAAGAAAAUCCUCCCGCCGCACGCCCAACCGCGACAUCGUCGAUCCGAGUCGUCCCUAGUUACUCGUUGUUGCUGCUGCUUCUGAAGGCAGUGAAUCUGCGGUGCCCUCGGUGUCCAUGUCUCCAGUCCGCCGCCUUCACCGUUAAUCAGGCACCGAGGUCAUUUCCGCCAUCAGUGCCAUCGAUCUCCUCGUCCCGUCAGCGAGGUCCUUGUUACUACAGUCGUCGAUCAAAUUUACGCUGCGCCACCGUUGUCUUCUCCUGCCGCCGCUCGUUGCCGUUUCCUCUCAGUACUCUCACCUCUUCUCCGUCAAAACAUGGAUUCUCAUAUCUACACUCCAGAAUCCAGACCCAUGAUAAGAUAAUCCAACUCAACCUUCGAGAUUAA